Pezoporus flaviventris is the source of this 5597-nucleotide messenger RNA. RefSeq names its product UPF2 regulator of nonsense mediated mRNA decay (gene UPF2). The record is from RefSeq and is a predicted model, not a curated record. Gene Ontology annotation, molecular function: RNA binding; protein binding. The transcript is spliced from 23 exons. Gene Ontology annotation, cellular component: cytoplasm; exon-exon junction complex. Gene Ontology annotation, biological process: nuclear-transcribed mRNA catabolic process, nonsense-mediated decay. Lineage: Eukaryota; Metazoa; Chordata; Aves; Psittaciformes; Psittacidae. The coding region runs from base 438 to 4316 and encodes 1292 amino acids.
ACCUUAAUUGAAUUUUACUUCUUGGAAUGUUUGUAUUUCUCGGGGUGUAAUUUCUAGCAAUGGAGCAGUUUGUUGUUCUUUGAAGGUUUUCAGCUGGUCAGGACUGGGACAUCUUGCCUACAUUCUUUAUUUCCUUUAUGUCUUUUGUAGCUGUAUAAAGGAAUGUUUAUGUGAUUGUUUUAAUGUCCAGUAGCAGUAAAAAAGAAUGUGAAAUAUCUCAGUGUGUUUAGUUUAAUUUUUCCCUCCCAUACUUGCAUUUGCAAGGAUUGAGAUUCUGGUUUAUAACAAUAAGCUAAUUUUAUUGAUUUGAGGGGAUUUAGACAUACCAGGCCAAGGUGUUGAUAGUUGUCCUUUUAUUCUGAACGGUGUCUAGAUUAAUAAUGCUGAAUACUUAAUAUGAGUCUUUGAUUUCCUUGAGAGCUUGCCUGGGUAACACAAUGCCAGCUGAGCGCAAAAAGCCACCAAAUAUGGAAGAAAAAGAAUCUCCCUUAAAUAAUAAAGAAAAAGAAUUUACUGAAAGGCGACCAGUGAGCACCAGGGAAAAGCCAAAAGAAGAUGUCAAGGUUGGCAUGAAGAGAGAGACUCUAAAGGUUCCUGAUGACAAAAAGAAAAAACUGGAAGAGGAUAAAAGAAAAAAGGAAGACAAGGAGCGGAAGAAAAAAGAAGAGGACAAAGUAAAGGCAGAAGAAGAGCAGAAGAAGAAAGAAGAGGAGGAAAAAAAGAAACUUGAAGAAGAGGAGAAAAAGAAACAAGAGGAGGAAGAGAAAAAGAAACAAGAAGAAGCAGCUGCUCAACUGAAAGAAAAAGAGGAAGCCCAUCAGCUCCAUCAAGAGGCUUGGGAGCGCCAUCAGGCGAGGAAAGAGCUUCGCAGCAAAAACCAGAAUGCACCAGACAACCGCCCUGAGGAGAACUUCUUCAGCAGACUGGAUUCCAGCCUGAAGAAGAACACAGCUUUUGUUAAGAAGCUCAAAACCAUUACAGAGCAACAAAGGGACUCCUUGUCCCAUGACUUUAAUAGCCUGAAUUUAAGCAAAUACAUUGCAGAAGCAGUAGCUUCUAUUGUGGAAGCCAAACUGAAAAUAUCGGAUGUGAACUGUGCAGUGCACUUAUGUUCCCUCUUUCACCAGCGCUAUGCUGAUUUUGCUCCUUCAUUACUUCAGGCUUGGAAAAAACAUUUUGAAGCAAGGAAAGAAGAGAAGACUCCCAACAUUACCAAGUUAAGAACUGAUCUGCGUUUCAUUGCAGAAUUGACAAUAGUUGGGAUUUUCACUGACAAGGAAGGUCUGUCUUUAAUCUAUGAGCAGCUUAAAAACAUUAUUAACGCUGAUCGAGAAUCCCACACUCACGUUUCUGUGGUUAUCAGCUUUUGUCGGCACUGUGGAGAUGACAUUGCUGGUUUGGUACCAAGGAAAGUCAAAACUGUUGCAGAGAAGUUUAAUUUGAGCUUUCCUCCUAGUGAGAUAAUUAGCCCAGAGAAACAACAGCCCUUCCAGAAUUUGCUGAAGGAAUACUUUACAUCUUUGACCAAACACCUGAAAAGGGACCACAGGGAGCUACAAAAUAUUGAAAGACAAAACAGGCGCAUCCUUCACUCCAAAGGAGAGCUGAGUGAAGAUCGGCACAAGCAAUAUGAGGAAUUUGCAAUGUCAUAUCAGAAGCUGUUGGCAAAUUCUCAAUCUCUGGCUGAUCUUUUGGAUGAAAAUAUGCCUGACCUUCCCCAAGAGAAACCAGCACCUGAGGAACACGGACCUGGCAUUGAUAUUUUCACACCAGGAAAGCCUGGAGAAUAUGACUUGGAGGGGGGUAUCUGGGAAGAUGAAGAUGCCAGAAACUUCUAUGAGAAUCUCAUCGACUUAAAGGCUUUUGUACCAGCAAUUUUGUUUAAGGAUAAUGAAAAAUGUUCCCAGAACAAGGAUUCUGGCAAAGAUGAAUUAAAAGAUUCAAAAGAUGCCAAAGAUAAUAAGGAAGCACCUGGGAGUGAGGAUUUGGAGUUGGAGCUGGAGAACCUGGAUAUUAAUGAUGAUGCCCUGGAGUUAGACUGUGGAGAUGAGGCAGAAGAUCUUACAAAAAAGCUUCUUGAUGAGCAAGGGAAGAGAAGGGGAGCAGAUAGCACCGGAGCUGCAAAUAGUCACCUCAAACAUGCUGAAAGAAAACAAGAGGAUGAAGAAGCCAGUACUGGAUCUCAUUUAAAACUUAUAGUAGAUGCUUUCCUUCAGCAGCUUCCAAACUGUGUCAACAGAGAUCUCAUAGACAAGGCAGCAAUGGAUUUUUGCAUGAAUAUGAAUACAAAAGCCAACAGAAGAAAACUUGUACGAGCACUUUUCAUAGUUCCUAGGCAAAGGUUGGAUUUGCUACCGUUUUAUGCAAGACUGGUUGCCACACUGCAUCCUUGUAUGUCUGAUGUAGCAGAGGAUCUUUGUUCCAUGCUGAAAGGGGACUUCAGAUUUCAUGUAAGAAAAAAGGACCAGAUCAACAUUGAAACAAAGAAUAAAACUGUGAGAUUCAUUGGUGAGCUUACCAAGUUUAAGAUGUUCUCCAAAAACGAUACUCUCCACUGCUUAAAGAUGCUUCUGUCAGAUUUUUCUCAUCACCAUAUUGAAAUGGCUUGUACUCUGCUGGAAACCUGUGGAAGAUUCCUCUUCAGAUCACCAGAAUCUCACUUAAGAACCAGUGUUCUUCUGGAGCAAAUGAUGAGAAAGAAACAAGCAAUGCAUCUUGAUGCACGCUAUGUUACAAUGGUAGAAAAUGCCUAUUACUACUGUAACCCUCCUCCAGCUGAAAAAACUGUGAAGAAAAAACGACCUCCUUUGCAAGAAUAUAUUCGUAAGCUCCUUUACAAGGAUCUCUCCAAGGUCACCACAGAGAAGGUCCUGAGACAGAUGCGCAAGUUGCCUUGGCAGGACACAGAAGUAAAAGACUAUGUUAUAUGCUGCAUGAUCAACAUCUGGAAUGUGAAAUAUAAUAGUAUUCACUGUGUAGCCAACCUUUUAGCAGGGUUGGUCCUUUAUCAGGAAGAUGUUGGAAUCCAUGUGGUGGAUGGAGUGCUAGAGGAUAUUCGACUAGGAAUGGAGGUGAACCAGCCAAAGUUUAACCAGCGGCGGAUCAGCAGUGCAAAGUUCUUAGGAGAGCUUUAUAAUUAUCGAAUGGUGGAAUCAGCUGUAAUAUUUCGAACUCUCUAUUCUUUCACAUCGUUUGGUGUGAACCCUGAUGGUAGUCCUAGUCCACUGGACCCUCCAGAGCACCUUUUCAGAAUCAGACUAGUGUGUACUAUCCUUGAUACCUGUGGGCAGUAUUUUGACAGAGGAUCCAGCAAACGAAAACUUGAUUGCUUCCUUGUAUAUUUUCAGCGGUAUGUCUGGUGGAAAAAAAGUCUGGAUGUUUGGACAAAAGACCACCCAUUUCCUAUAGACAUAGACUAUAUGAUCAGUGAUACACUGGAACUGUUGAGACCAAAGAUAAAGCUCUGCAAUUCUCUGGAAGAAGCUGUCAGACAGGUGCAGGAUUUGGAACGAGAAUUCUUAAUAAAAUUAGGAAUUGUGAAUGACAAAGAUUCCAAAGACUCCAUUACAGAAGGAGAGAAUCUGGAAGAGGAUGAAGAGGAGGAAGAAGGUGGAGCAGAGACAGAGGAACAAUCUGGAAAUGAAAGUGAAGUAAAUGAGCCAGAAGAAGAGGAGGGCUCAGACAAUGAGGAAGAAGAAGGUGAAGAAGAGGAGGAAGAAAACACAGAUUAUCUUACAGACUCCAAUAAGGAAAAUGAAACCGAUGAGGAGAAUACAGAGGUAAUGAUUAAAGGAGGAGGACUAAAGCAUGUCCCUUGCGCAGAAGAUGAAGACUUCAUUCAGGCAUUGGAUAAAAUGAUGCUGGAAAAUCUUCAGCAACGGAGUGGUGAAUCUGUUAAAGUACAUCAGCUGGAUGUUGCUAUUCCUCUCCAUCUGAAAAGUCAGCUCAAGAAGGGUCCCCCCCUUGUAGGUGGGGAAGGAGAAUCUGAGUCUGGAGACACAAUGCCAUUUGUCAUGUUAACACGAAAAGGCAACAAGCAGCAGUUUAAGAUCCUAAAUGUACCAAUGUCUUCCCAACUCGCUGCAAACCACUGGAACCAACAGCAAGCUGAACAGGAGGAGAGAAUGAGGAUGAAAAAGCUCACUUUGGAUAUCAAUGAACGGCAAGAGCAAGAGGACUACCAGGAAAUGUUGCAGUCUCUGGCACAGCGUCCAGCUCCAGCAAAUACUAAUCGUGAACGGCGGCCUCGGUACCAGCAUCCAAAGGGAGCACCUAAUGCGGAUCUAAUCUUUAAGACUGGUGGGAGGAGACGUUGAUCCAGCAGCAAGUGUCAUUUCAUUAGGUCCUGUAUCUCUGAUGUUGUGGAUAGUGGAGUCCUCCAGCGAUUAAAUGAGAGCAGUGGACACAUCUCAGCAUGUCAGUCUAGAGCGUUCAGAAUCGAAACAUGGGACAGGCUGGGGCCGUGGGGCAGAACAACCGCCUCCCCUCUUCCCCCCCAAACCCUCAUGGAACAAGUGGAAGCUUCCAGUCAUGGCCUACCAAAAAUAAAAAUAAAAUAUAUAAAAAAAGCAGCUUUUUGUUACAGGAACCACCUUGAGGGUCAAUCUUCUCAUGAGAGCAGAAGUAAAUGAAGGAGAUGGUUAACUUGACCAGUGAGCAGCUUGGUAAAAACGAAGAUCAACCUGAAAUUCAGAUGGAUUAUACUGGAACUGAAAAGGUCUUUUGCCAGUUUAGUAUGUGGGAGAGCAGAGUUCUAAACUUGACUUAAGUUGCGUUAUCUCCAAAUCGAGUGCUUUGUGUUGGAAGGAUUUUCUUUGGGGGCUGCAAAGCUACAGUAGAAAAACAUAGAGCAAACAGUGAGGUCUAAAAGAAAACCCUGACACGGAGGAAAACUUCUUAUCAAACACUCCUCAGCGAGAAAGUCUGUGGUUAAGAAAUACCCUUUUGCUGCCAGAUGAGCAAGAAAGAGGGAGUGGGGAGGGGUGAAACACUUCAGAGCCAAGGAGGUAAAAUGUCUGUUGAGGUUUAAAAUAGAAUGUGAAGUUGAUGAGCACAGGGUGUUGACUCGUACUGUUUGGAACAGCCUGACACCAGCCUGAGGACAAGGAUGUAGUUGAGCCCAUUGUAUGUAUCAUUGAAAACCAAACCGUGCCAGUCAGCAUAACAGGAGGAUGUCAAGGGGUGGAUCCAGAUAUUUUGUUGAUCUUCAUGGGUUGAUAAGCCUCUGUGUCUAUUGAAACAACAAAAAAAGUUUAAAAAGAAAAAAAAAGAUUCAAGUCUGGAAACAAGUAGAAUUUUUAUUUUUUUCUAAGUAGAAAUGAGGUUUCUUGGUCUGUUUCUGACAAUCUGUUAUUUAUUAGCAUAGGUUUUUGUUUGCUUUCAGGUAGAGGUAGUUAAUUGAGUUAAGGAGCUCAUCUGUAUGUUACUAAUUCUUUUUUCUAGCUCUUUUAAAAUCCUUUUUACCACUGUUUUGGGUUUCUGCAUGUAGGAAGAGACUUGUAAAAUUGUAACAUUUCAUACAGAAAUGCUGCCCGAUCUUCACCAGCUUCAGAAAUCUGACCUUUGCCAAUGCUGCAAUAAAGUGUUGUACUUUACAA